Carlito syrichta (Philippine tarsier) is the source of this 705-nucleotide messenger RNA. Its product is annotated as cartilage oligomeric matrix protein. Gene Ontology annotation, cellular component: extracellular region. The transcript is spliced from 4 exons. The record is from RefSeq and is a predicted model, not a curated record. NCBI's taxonomy places the organism in Eukaryota, Metazoa, Chordata, Mammalia, Primates, Tarsiidae. Gene Ontology annotation, molecular function: calcium ion binding. The annotation marks the transcript as partial. Gene Ontology annotation, biological process: cell adhesion.
GUUACACCGCCUUCAAUGGCGUGGACUUCGAGGGCACGUUCCACGUGAACACGGUCAUGGAUGACGACUACGCCGGCUUCAUCUUUGGCUAUCAGGACAGCUCCAGCUUCUACGUGGUCAUGUGGAAGCAGAUGGAACAGACAUACUGGCAGGCGAACCCCUUCCGCGCGGUGGCCGAGCCCGGCAUCCAGCUCAAGGCAGUGAAGUCCUCCACGGGCCCUGGGGAGCAGCUGCGGAAUGCACUGUGGCACACGGGGGACACGGCAUCCCAGGUGCGGCUGCUGUGGAAGGACCCCCGCAAUGUGGGCUGGAAGGACAAGACUUCGUACCGCUGGUUCCUGCAGCACCGGCCUCAAGUGGGCUAUAUCAGGGUGCGGUUCUACGAGGGCCCCGAGCUCGUGGCUGACAGCAACGUAGUCUUGGACACGACCAUGCGGGGGGGCCGCCUGGGGGUCUUCUGCUUCUCCCAGGAGAACAUCAUCUGGGCCAACCUGCGCUACCGCUGCAACGACACCAUCCCCGAGGACUAUGAGACCCAGCGGCUGCAGCGGGCCUAGGGAUCUGGGUGGGAACCCACCACCGGAAGAUGGCCACCCUCACCUCGGCUGGAUGGGGACUCAGCACCCAGCUCUGAGGAGCAGCUGGCCAGGGAUUGGGGGUGGAGGAGGAGGGCUCAGAGAGGACACAAUAAAGUGUGUGCGGGGA